Megalops cyprinoides (Indo-Pacific tarpon) is the source of this 4082-nucleotide messenger RNA. It is a transcript of the gene trps1, whose product is annotated as trichorhinophalangeal syndrome I. Lineage: Eukaryota; Metazoa; Chordata; Actinopteri; Elopiformes; Megalopidae. Gene Ontology annotation, biological process: regulation of transcription by RNA polymerase II. The record is from RefSeq and is a predicted model, not a curated record. Gene Ontology annotation, molecular function: RNA polymerase II transcription regulatory region sequence-specific DNA binding; zinc ion binding; DNA-binding transcription factor activity. Gene Ontology annotation, cellular component: nucleus. The transcript is spliced from 7 exons. The coding region runs from base 26 to 4000 and encodes 1324 amino acids.
GACUAUUGCAAUUUAAUCAACAGAUAUGGUCCGGAAAAAGAAUCCCCCUUUGAGGAGCUUUGGCGGUGAGGAGGCCGAGGGAGAAGAGGCAGCCGUGGAGUCGACUCGCAGCGGGGGCGAGGACCUCGGUGCGGAGCCCAUGCUCGAGGAGCCCAGCCUGGGUGACGUGCCCGCGCCAGACAGGAGGGAGGAUCCGCGCCUGCUUGCCUCCGAGCCCUCUGCCGGCAUCAAAAGGGACUCGAGGAGCGCCGCGGCGGCGGCGGGGAGCGAGAGGCCUGGCUUCAAUUAUGAAAGCCACAAGAAGGGCGGAAAUGUUCCGUCCUUCCCCGGUGAUGAGGUGACAGACAGAAAUAUGCUGGCGCUCUCAUCCCCAGCUGCCACGGGCGUCUGCGACGAGGCCGAGUCUCCGGCGAGAUCAGAACCAGAUGAAGGCGGGGGCGGGGCCCACAGCCCGGUUGCUGGCGUGGGGGAGGGUGGGGACGAGGGGGAGGUGCUGCGCCGCUCGCCGCUUAGUGCCAGCAGCUGUGGCGUCAUUGUCCAGGGCUGCCCCGAUGGUGGCGGUGCCGGCGAGGACCGGAGCCUCCCCCGGAGCCCCUUGGACCCGGGUGGGGAGGGUGGGGGUGGGGCGGCCCGGCCGAAAGCCCCGCCUCACCUGCUCUGCCCACGCAGGAACAGCGAGGGCCAUGAGGACCUUGAUGCGGGCUCUCGCCCACCCUCCUCCCCCAAGCUGCAGGACUUCAAGUGCAACAUCUGUGGGUACGGCUACUAUGGCAACGACCCCACAGACCUGAUCAAACACUUCCGCAAGUACCACUUGGGCCUGCACAACCGCACGAGGCAGGACGCGGAACUGGACACCAAGAUCCUGGCUCUGCACAACAUGGUGCAGUUCUCCAACCAGGCCCAUGCCAAAGACCUGCCCCGCCUUCCCCCCCACAGUGUCCUGACCGGGGUGCUGUCGGACAUGGGCUCCCCUCGACCCCUGCUGCUCAACGGCACCUAUGACGUGCAGGUGAUGCUGGGAGGCACCCUCAUCGGGAUUGGGCGGAAGACCCCGGAUUGCCAGGGGAACACAAAGUACUUCAGGUGCAAGUUCUGCAACUUCACCUACAUGGGCAGCUCCUCAAGUGAACUGGAGCAGCACUUCCUUGCCACCCACCCUAACAAGAUGAAGACGCAUCCGCCCCCUGAGGGCAAGCUGCCCGAGAAGCACGAUGCCGCCCCUGGUAAAGGCAACGGGCUGCCCCGUGGCGGCGGUGGCGACCCAGCUGAGGCGGGGAAGUGGGCCGACCGGGUGGCCGUGCGGGCGGAGGACGAUGCCAUCGCCGGCUACUCAGUCCCGAUCCCGGCGGUUGACCCCCCUGUCCAGAACAGUGGCGGUGAGGCUGGGGCCGGAGUCGGGGCUGGCUACUACUGGUGCAAGUACUGCAGCUUUAGCUGCGAGGCGCCCUCCUCCCUGCGGCUGCUGGAGCACUACGAGCGGAAGCACUGCCAGCUGGCUGCCCCCCGGGACGAAGGGUCCACCCGCAGUGAGGCUGACCCACCCCCCAGGCGGAAGGAGGCGGCGGGCGAAACGGAGACGGUGGUCACCAGCUACAACUGCCAGUUCUGCGACUUCCGCUACUCCAUGAGCCACAGCGCUGACGUUAUCGUGGUGGCGCCGCUGCUCCGGCACUACCAGCAGGCACACAGCAUCCACAAGUGCACCAUCAAGCACUGCCCCUUCUGCCCACGUGGCCUCUGCAGCCCUGAGAAGCACCUGGGCGAGAUCUCAUACCCCUUUGCCUGCCGGAAGGGCAGCUGCUCGCACUGUGCCCUGCUGCUGCUGGAGGCACCCCCUGGGGGCCCGCCACGCGCCAAGGUCCAGCACCUGUGUGACCAGUGCCCCUUCUCAGCCGCUGACAUCGACCUGCUCCUGCUGCACUAUGACAGCGUCCACGCCGGACACCUGGUCCUGGAGGUCAAGCCGGAGGAGGAGCCAUCACGGACUGAGGGCGGGGCCACGCCUGCCAAGGAGCCCAGUGACCACUCCUGCACCAAGUGUGACUUUGUCACCGAGGUCGAGGAGGAGAUCUUUCGUCACUACAGGAGGGUCCACGGCUGCUGCAGGUGCCGUCACUGCAGCUUCACCGCAGCGGACACCGCUGCCCUGCUGGAGCACUUCAAUACCGCGCACUGCCAGGACGCGCUGGACCCCUCUGCUUCCUCUGCCCCCACCAACGGAUGCUCUGCCCCCUCCAACGUCAGCAUCAAGGAGGAGAGCAAGGGAGACCUGAAGCUCUACAGCCUGGUGCCCCCGGAGGCGCGACCAGCCGAGGGCGGGGCGGGUCUGGAGAUAGUAAAGAGGGAGGCGCUCGACGAGAAGGAGCCACUCAGGGAGAAGGGGGGCGGAGAGCAGGCACGGGGCCUGCUGUGGGUCCCCAAGGACAGGGCCGUGGAUAUCCUGAGGGGAAGCCCGCUGCAGUAUGGCCAGGGUGCCUUAGGCUUGCUCAAUGCUGUGGCUGUCUCUCAGGAGACGCACCAACCGAAGGCCACCGUGCCGAGGGAGUCCCCCGGCCUGGUGUUUGGCCUGGGCACUGAUGCCAAGGGCUUCCUGCAGGGGGCACCCCCGGGUGGAGCCGAGAAGCCCAGUCACAUGACACAGCAGUACACCACCACAACAGACAGCAAGUCCAACAAGGAGGAGUCGCAGUCACUCCUGCGGAGACGUCGGGGCUCAGGAGUGUUUUGUGCCAACUGCCUGACCACGAAGACAUCGCUCUGGAGGAAGAACGCCAAUGGUGGAUACGUCUGCAACGCGUGCGGCCUCUAUCAGAAGCUUCACUCGACUCCCAGGCCGCUGAACAUCAUUAAGCAGAACAAUGGUGAGCAGAUCAUCCGCCGACGUACCCGCAAGCGGCUGAACCCGGAUGCGCUCCCUGCCGAGCCCGUGAGCUCCAAGCAACAGCGUGUCAACAGUGAGGAACAGGUGAAUGGGAGCCCCCUGGAGCGCAGGCCGGAGGAGCCCGGCACCGACGGUGCCCCCCGGGCCGAGCUGCCACCCUCUCUGGCCAAGUAUGAGGCCUACAGCUCCUCUGGGGGCAAGGGCCACCCGAGCCCACACUCCACCCACGCCUUCCUGGUCAACCAGACCCUGGAGAUCCACAAGCGCAUGCCGCCUUUGCACAUACACAAGAGCCCGUCAGACGGAGGGCCAGAGGGUAAUGGGGUGGGGCAUGGGGCAGGCGCCCUGGCCUCCACCGAGGGCAAGGGCAGCUCAGAGCGAGGCAGCCCGAUUGAGAAGUACAUGCGGCCUGCCAAGCAAGCCAGCUACUCCCCACCAGGCAGCCCCAUCGAGAAGUACCAGUACCCCUUCUUCAGCCUGCCUUUUCUCCACAAUGACCUGCAGAGUGAAGCAGACUGGCUGCGCUUCUGGACUAAGUACAAAAUGUCGGUCCCGGGGAACCCACACUACCUAAGCCACGUCCCAGCCCUGCCAAACCAUUGCCAAAGCUUUGUGCCUUAUCCAGCCUUCGGCCUUCCCCCUCACUUCCCCCCCCCAGGCCCAGAGAGCGACAUCCCCCUGGACCUGGCCAUUAGGCAUUCCAAACCAGGCCCCACGUCCAAUGGGGCGGCCGCCGCUAAGGAGAAGGGUGCCGCCACAAAACGAGCCCUGUCCACUGAGGUUGAGAAGGAGAAGGAGGGCGGGGAGCUGCCACUGCCAAUGAUGAUGACAGCCAUAGACGAGGAGGAGCCUGCAACGGAGGCUGCCGCCCCCCUGCCAGAAAGGACGGACAGGAGCACUCAGGACGAGCUGUCGAGCAAGUGUGCGCACUGUGGCAUCGUCUUCCUGGACGAGGUGAUGUACGCCCUGCACAUGAGCUGCCAUGGCGACGGCGGGCCCUUCCAGUGCAGCAUCUGCCUGCAUGCCUGCGUGGACAAAUACGACUUCACCACGCACAUACAGAGAGGGCUCCACCGGGCCACGGGUGACACCAAUGGCAAGACCCCAAAGGAAUGAACCAUAGCCACACGAAUUAGCACUCCUAGCACAACUAACAUAACAAAAGGAACAGAAGACAAACAAAAACUCAAAAAAUGAC